This is a messenger RNA of Dictyostelium purpureum, 2751 nucleotides long. RefSeq lists its product as uncharacterized. The transcript is spliced from 5 exons. The record is from RefSeq and is a predicted model, not a curated record. Gene Ontology annotation, molecular function: DNA binding; protein binding; 5'-flap endonuclease activity. The coding region runs from base 1 to 2751 and encodes 916 amino acids. NCBI's taxonomy places the organism in Eukaryota, Evosea, Eumycetozoa, Dictyosteliales, Dictyosteliaceae.
AUGGGUAUUUCUGGACUUUUACCAGCUUUAUCACCAGUAACUAAAGCUAUUCAUGUAAAAGACUAUGCAGGAAAAAGAGUUGCUAUUGAUGGGUACAGUUGGCUUCACAAAGGUGCAUAUUCAUGCAGCCAAGAGUUGGUUUUAGGUAUACCAACUAAUGGUUACAUAAAUUAUUUUCUCAAUCGUAUAAAAAUGCUGCAGAAUUAUAAAGUUAUACCCGUGGUAAUAUUCGAUGGAGGUCCAUUACCAAAUAAAAAAGGAAAAGAACAAGAGAGAUUUCAACACAGAGAAGAAUAUAAAAGCAAAGGAAAAGCAUUUCUUUUGGAGGGAAAUAAAUCUCAAGCUAAUAUAUGUUUUCAAAAAGCAGUUGAUAUUACACCAAGAUUGGCAUUUAAUUUAAUAAAAGAAUUAAGAAAGCACAAAAUUGAAUAUUUAGUUGCACCCUAUGAAGCCGAUGCACAACUUACAUUUCUUUCUAUAACUGGUCAAGUUGAUGCAAUAAUUACAGAGGAUUCAGAUUUAGUUGCAUAUGGUGCCUCAAAUUUAAUAUUAAAAAUGGAUAAAGAUGGUUACGCUCAAGAAAUAAAAACUGAAGAUUUAGGUUCAUGUAAAAAAGAUGGAUACGACUUUAUAGAUUUUACACAAACAAUGUUAAGACAAAUGUGCAUUUUAUCGGGCUGCGAUUAUCUUCCAUCUUUACCUGGUAUGGGGUUAAAAACAUCAUUCAAACUUUUAAAACAACACAGAGAUAUAGAAAAGGUAUUCAAGUAUUUAAAAAGAGAGAAACCUGGUUUUACUAAAGAAUACGAGCAGCAAUUUUAUAAAGCAGAUUUUACAUUCAGACACCAAAGGGUUUACGACCCAGUAACAAAAUCAAUAACGACUCUUUUUCCUUUAGAUAAAGAUUAUCCUGAAGAUGAAAUUGAUUUUAUUGGUCCACUAAUCGAAGAUAGCAUUGCUGAAAGGAUUGCCUUAGGAAUUAUCGAUCCAGAGACUUUAAUUGAAUUUGAACCAAAUGAAAAAGCCCCAGAAUUUACUUUUACUGCCCAACCAAAGAGAAGUUUAUCAUCUUUUACAUUUAAUAUGGAGUUUAAAAAUACAGGUGUAAAUUAUAGUAAUGACGAUAAAAUAAUUUUAAAUGGGGGCAAAAUGGUAAAGAAAACAAGAAAUUUAAAUAAUCAAUUUACAUUUAAAUCAAACCAAAUCACAGCAUAUUUUAAUAAAUCUGAAAAUGGAAUUAGCAAUAAAAUAAUUGAAGAGGAUAUAGAAGAGCAGAUUUUUAAUGACAGCGACCAAGAAGGAAACCAACAACAAAUUGUAAAUAGUAAAAAAGAUGACUUUGUCUUGGAUAGUGAUUAUGAAGAUGGCCCAGAGGAGAAGGAUGAUGAAUAUAUUGUAAAUAAUAAUGAUAAAAGUCAAAAUGUUGAUCAAAAAGAUGAAGUUAAGUCAUCAUCAUUUAUGGCAUCAACAACAACAACAACAACAAUAAAAAAGAAAAAAACUUUAGUUACAAGUAAAUUUUUUACCCCAACCGUUCCAGAGUCCGAUGAUGAGGAUGGUCCAGAGAGUAAAGAUCAAACAACACAACCAUAUGUAGAAGAAAGUGAUGACUCGUUUGAUUAUCAAUUAUCAAAUAAAAUAUAUCUUAAUAAAAAUUUAAAUGAUAAAUCAACAUUAAUAGGCAGUAAAGAUAGAAUUAGUAUGAACUUUUUUGAUCAAUUUCAAUUUAAUGGUAAAAAAAAAGAAAGUACUUUGAUGAAUUCAACAAAGAAAUCAUUAUCUUAUCCAUCUCUUUCAAAUGAUAAUAGCAAUAAUAACCAAGAUGAUAAUUGCGAUAGCAGCAGUUCCAAUAGUGGUAAUAGUGGAAAUAGUAGUAGUAGCAGCCAAAAUGAAGAUAAUUUUAAUAGUAACGGGGGUGGUUUUAAAAAUUUUUUAAAAAGAAAAAGUUCAUCACAAACAUCAUUCACCUCACCAACUACACCUACAACAGCAUUUCCAAAUUCACCAACAUUUAUUUCAAAUACUACUGAACACUCUAGCUUUUUAUUAAAGAAACAAAAAUAUCAUAUGAAUAAUUCAACAAUUUCUUCACCUUCAUCACAUUAUUUCAACAACAAUACCAAUACAUCAUCACCACCAUCAUUGGAUAUCUCACAAAAUAUUAAUGACCAAUCAUUCAUAACUAAAAAAUCCCAUAGUUUUUCUUCACUAAAUAGCGAUUUAAUAUUUGAAGAGGAUGACGACGAUUUUAAUAGUAAUAAUAAAAUAAAUAAUAAUAAUAAUAAUAAUAAUAAUAAUAAUAAUAAUAAUAAUAAUAAUAAUAACUGUAAUAACAACUUGGUCAGUAAUAUAACAAAUAAUACUACUAUAUCAACACCUAAACAUGCAAAUAGUUUCAAGAGUUUCUCUUCAUUAACACCAACAAAUAAUAAUGGUAAUAAUUUUAAUUAUGUUUAUUUUACACCCCCAUCAAACAAUAGUAGUAAUUCAUCAACACCCACACCACCAUCAAAUGGUAACCAACUAACACCAACAUCUUCAACAUCUCCAUCCUCAACUAAAUCAUCUCCAUCAUCCUCAAAUGAUAUAUUUUCCAAAUACUUUUUUUCUCCUGCCAGCAAAACAAAUACUUUUGAUAACAGCUCAUUAUCAUUUAAAUCAAGACUUAGUUUAAGGUAUCAACAAUCAAUAGCACCCAACCCCUCUGCACCAACUGCAACAAAUACGACCACAGACAAUAACAAUAUUUAA